Messenger RNA from Chaetomium fimeti, 4487 nucleotides. RefSeq lists its product as uncharacterized. Gene Ontology annotation, cellular component: Ski complex. The transcript has 2 exons. Lineage: Eukaryota; Fungi; Ascomycota; Sordariomycetes; Sordariales; Chaetomiaceae. The coding region runs from base 132 to 4388 and encodes 1418 amino acids. The record is from RefSeq and is a predicted model, not a curated record. Gene Ontology annotation, molecular function: protein binding.
UCAAGCUCACGACUCACCCACCACACAUCAUCGAACCCUCACAACCCUGCACCUCUCUACUCAACAUUUCGCCAUCUCAAAUUCAGUUUCAAUCUAGGCCAAAGGGAGAUCGAUCCCGCUGGGCCAACGCCAUGUCGGGCACCAAAGCCCUGCUCAAGGGCAUUAACGAAGCAAUUAAGCAGCGGAAAUGGGAUGAGGCGAUAGAGGCGGCGGAGGACGUCUUCCAAAAAGACCCCAAGAACUACCAGGCACAUGUCUUCCUCGCUUUUGCCCUAGACAAAGUGAACAAGCUUGAUGAGGCGGAGACUGCAUACCUUGCUGCGACCAGGCUCAAACCCAGUGACCCGCAGGCCUGGCAAGGCCUCGUCAAACUGUACGAGCGGCAACGAGGAAAGAAGUUGAAGCAGUACCAACACGCCGCCCUCAACCUGGCCGAGAUCUUUCGGGAUGCGAACGAGAUGUACAAAUGUCAAGAUGUCGUUGAUAAAUUCAUCGACCAGGCACGGACACAGGGGGAGCGAGCCCAGUAUGUGGACGCGCUGGAUCUGAUCCUACCGGAGAGCCCCAUCUACCCGGCUCUGGAGGGCCGCGUUCCCCACCCGGGCAAAACGUACCACAUCCAGGCCGAGAUUGUCGAGAUGGACGAAAAGAAGCGGAUCAACACUCUGAUAGGUGAGCGGCGCACCCGGAUAGGCGCCCGGGUGAGCGAGGUGACUCUCGAGGUGAAACGCGAGGUCUACUCCCAGAGCAGGCUGGGCUACGUUUACGGGCAAAUAAUAAACUGGACCACUGACGACGACGUGCGUCGAACAUACGAGGAAAAGCUCCUCCAGUACUGCUAUGACAGACUCGUCGCGUGGCCACCAGGCGAGCAGAAGGAACGUGAGGCGGCCAUCGUCCAGAAGCUCGCAAACGACAUGGUCAUCAUCAAUAACCCGUUCAAGUUCGCGUGGGAUAUCGCCAUCAAUUGGCAAGACCACAAGAAUAUUCAGGACUGGGAUGUCACGGUGCUCCGCCAAUACUGCACCUUCUUUCCCGACAGCGACCUCAACAGGGUUAUCAUGGGCUUCCUCACAAGCGCCAUUUCCCCGUUCCCUAAGGAGCCUACACAGGCGCCCGAGGCUUCUACCGGUGCGGAAACCGAAGAGGAGAGCGAGGAUGAUGAAGCUGGAGGCGCGCCGACGACAUACGUCCCGCUCACCGAGGAGGAUCGCCUGCUGAUGAUUAUGGAAGGCACCAGCAACGCCGACUCGUUGUUCGCACUUAGGUUAGCCGGUGAAUACUACCAGCAUAUCGAGGAGCACGAGAGUAACGUCGAGCUUAUGCGAAAGGCCCUCGACCACCUCAAGGUGGAGCGUUCUAGGACCGGGCUAAAGUUCCGAAACACCGAGGACGCUUUCUCUCUGUAUCUCGGGACAGCGCUGGUGUUUUACCAGUCGCCACGCAAUCACCAGGAAGCCAAGAGUUUGUUUGACGGAGUUCUAGCCCAUGAUCCGUCAUCUACCGCUGCCAUGAUAGGCGUGGGCUUGAUCUACGAGGAGGAAGAGGAAUAUGUCGAGGCAAUUGACUUCCUGGAACGUGCGCUACAACGCGACCCCGAAAAUCUCCGCGUUAGGACCGAGGCCGCCUGGGUCAAGGCCUUGAAAGGGGACUUUGACACUAGCCGAGCCGAGCUGGAGAGCUGUCUCCCCCUUCUUACGAAGAAGGGGCAGACAAACAAGGAACUCCUCGCGCAAACCCAGUACCGCGUUGGUUACUGUAUCUGGAACAUCGACACGUCGAAAGCGGCGAGGAAGAGCCGAUCCGGCGCCUAUGCGUAUUUUCUCGAUGCCCUCAAGAGCAACCUCAACUACGCGCCCGCCUACACCAGCCUUGGCAAGUACUACGCAGAUUAUGCCAAAGACAAGAAGCGGGCCCGCAGGUGCUUUCAAAAGGCGGUCGAGAUCUCGGCCUCUGAGGUUGAAUCGGCGGAGAGGCUGGCCAGGUCUUUUGCAGAUGACGGGGAUUGGGACCGCGUCGAGCUUGUCGCCCAGAGAGUGGUUGACUCGGGCAAGGUGAAGCCACCGCCGGGCUCGAAGCGCAAGGGUAUCAGCUGGCCCUUCGCCGCUCUGGGUGUGGCAGAACUCAACAAGCAGGAUUACCGCAAGGCCAUCGUUUCGUUCCAGGCAGCCCUCCGGAUAGGACCGGACGACUACCACUCGUGGGUCGGGUUGGGCGAAAGCUACCACGGAUCCGGACGCUACAUCGCCGCCACAAAGGCGAUCCUGAACGCUCAAAAGCUGGAAGAGGCUGCGGAUGGACACAUCCCCGGGGAAACCUGGUUUUCCAAGCUCAUCCUCGCCGAUGUCAACCGCGAGCUCGGCGACUUUGACGAGGCUAUUAACCUUUACCGCGAGGUAGUCGCCGGCCGCCCGAACGAAGCAGGUGCUGCAAUCUCUUUGAUGCAGGCCACAGUGGACAAUGCUUUGGACAGUUUGGACAAGGGUUUCUUUGGCAAGUCGAUUGAUCUCGCGGUGGAGAUGCUCAACUUCGCACUGCAGGCCCCGGAAGAGAUUAAGGAAACGUUUAAUUUCUGGAAAGCCGUGGCCGAUGCUUGCGCGCUCUUUUCGAGCGUCCAAAACCGUCUAUCAGAGUUCCCAGUGGACACCGUCCAGCAACUACUUGGUACCGAGGACUUAGACGCCGAUCCGAUAGACGAAACUGGAGCCACCGGCAAUGGUGUUAACCCGGACGAAGGCAAGAUUGGGAACGAGUUGGUGAGGGUUUUGCAUGCCACCAUUCUCGCUCACAAGCGCGCCAUCCAAGUUUCUGCCAACGACCUACACGCGCAGGCUGUGGCAUAUUACAACCUCGGCUGGGCAGAGCACCGCGCCCAUAUGUGUCUCCCUAUGCGGCUCAGAAAGAAGGCCACCAAAUACCUAAAGGCGUCCAUCGCGUGCUUCAAGCGGGCCAUCGAACUCGAGGCAGGCAAUUCGGAAUUUUGGAACGCUCUCGGAGUGGUGACCAGCGGCGUCAACCCGUCCGUCUCGCAGCACUCGUUCGUCCGCAGCCUCCACUUGAACGAGGGUGGCGCCCAUGCCUGGACAAACUUGGGCACGCUGGCUCUGAUCCAGGGUGAUAUUCAGUUUGCGAACGACGCCUUUACGAAAGCGCAGUCGGCCGAUCCGGAUUUCGCACACGCGUGGCUGGGGCAGGGCCUGGUGGCUCUGCUGCUCGGCGACCAGAAGGAAGCGCGGGGCCUGUUCACGCACGCCAUGGACAUCGCCGAGAGCUCGUCCGCGGCAAGCCGACGGCACUUCUCGGUAUCCAUGUUUGACUACAUCAUGGAGUCACCCGCCGACCUACCCGUCACCUCGCUCAUCCAACCCAUCCUCGCGCUCAGCCAACUACAGGGCCUCAACCCGCAGGAGCUCGCCUACGGCCACCUCUCGGCCCUCUUCCAAGAGCGCAACCACGAGCACGACCGCGCGGUCGCGACGCUCGAAAAGAUCUGCGCCGCGGUCGAGACCGACUACGAAGUCACCGAGUCCCCAGAGUCGCUCAAGCGGUUCGCCAUCGCCAAGGCCGACCUCGCGCGCGCCUACCUCGCAACCAGCGCGAACACCGAGGCCGCCGAGGCGGCCGAGCUGGCCGUGCAGCUGAGCAGCGACGAGGCGGACAGCGAGCUGGCGGCCGAGGAGCGCAGGCGGGUGCGGCUGAGCGCGCACGUCACCCUGGGCCUGGCGCGCUACUACCAGGGCGCCGUCGACGACGCCGUCGCCUGCUUCGACUCGGCCAUCAGCGAGUCCGACGGCCACCCGGACGUCGCCUGCGUGCUGGCCCAGGUGCUGUGGGCCACGGGGAAAGAGGAGGCGCGCGAGAGGGCGCGCGAGGUGCUCUUCGAGGUCAUCGAGCGCGUGCCCCACCACGUGCAGUCGGUGCUGUUGCUGGGCGUGAUUGCGUUGUUGGAUGAGGACGAGGAGAGCUUGGAGGCGGUUGUCGCCGAGCUGCAGAGCCUGCGGGCCAGCGACGAGGGCGUGACGCCCGCGGACCAGCGGCAGCUCGGCGAGGUGCUAAGGGCGAUUGCCGCGUUUGGGAAGGGCGACGACGCGGAGGAGGUGGCCAAGGCCAAGGCGAACCAGGCCCGGGCGGAUGUCAUGUUCCACCCGCACUUGCCGCACGGGUGGGCGGAGCUCCGCGGGCUGGGCGGCGAGGAGGGGAAGAGUGCCGCCGAGAUGGCGCUGCGGGUUGCGUUGAAGGCCGUGGCGCCGAGGGGGGAUCUGGCCGCGGGGGAUCUGGCAGGGGCGUAUGCUGGCACGGGGCGGGCUAUGGACGCGCAGAAGGCUGUUAUGGUUGCGCCGUGGGAGAAGGCGGGCUGGCAGGCGUUGGGAGAGGUCGUCAAGGGGUAGGGGUGUCAUGGUUGUUAAGGGAUAGGCGUGUCAUGUCAUGAUUGUGUGGGUAGAUCUAUGGUCUGGGGUAGAGAAAAGGAAUGGGGUAUCUAAACAGUC